GCAACAUUGACAUGAUUAUGAUUUCAGCUGAACAUGGACCUGCUUAUGUAUAUUUGUGUGGUUGUAAUUCCAGUUAUAUCUGACGGCUUCAUUGUUAAAGGUCCCUCUGGUCCUCUGGUUGCUCCUCUGGGAUCUUCAGUGGUUUUGCCCUGUUAUGUUGAUAAACCUUUACUAACGGAGGAUCUUGAGGUGGAAUGGAGAAGAACAGAUUCAGAGACUCUGGUUCAUCUGUAUCAAGAUGGAGAGAGUCGACCAGAGGCCCAGCAGGAGGAGUAUCAUGAUAGAGCUCAUUUCUUUACUGAUCAGAUUCAACAUGGAAACUUCUCCCUCCGUCUGGACAAUCUGACAGCUGAAGAUGAGGGAAAAUACAGAUGUAAAGUUAGCAGUCAGCAGGAUUUUGGAGAGACUGUGGUUCAAAUAAAAGAUGUUGAGCGUUUGCUUGUAUCAGGAUCAGAUGAGUCCAUAUCUGUGUCUGUGGGUGAGGAUGUUACUCUGAGCUGCUCUGUAGACUCUCACAUCAAACCUGAACACAUUGAAGAGGUUUCAUGGAAGAAAACAGAUGAAGAUAUUCUGGUUCUGCUCUACCAAAACAAUGAGACUUUACCAGAUUCAUCACAUGAACAAUACAGAGACAGAGUUGAGUUCUUCACUGAUGAAAUCCCCAAAGGAAACUUCUCUCUCAGACUGAAGAGUGUCAGAACUGAGGAUAAAGGAGUUUACAUUUGUCAAGUGUUUGCUGGAGGACUUUCAGCCAAUGCAACUGCAGAACUGGAGAAACUGGGUUUCUCUGUUUCACACAUAAUGGUGCUGAUUCUCUGUGUUUCUGCAUUUGGAUUUGCACUUCUGUUUUUCUUUAUAAUCUACUGCAGCAAUAAUGAAUCCACUGCAACAAAUUUCAGAACUUUUGGGUUGCUUCAUACAUUUAUUCCAAACAUUAUAAUGUUUGUGGCUUUUAUCUUCUGGGGUCUUACAGAAGGUUUUCUGUAUGAGACGGUCUCUUGCUGUGCUCUUUAUAUUCUGAGGCCUCUGAUGUUAAUUUAUGUUGCACCAUAUUUAAAGAAGAUGUCAGAUGAAGCUCUUUUCACAGAAAUGUUCAUUUUUAUAAUAGUUUAUUGUUCAGUUAUUUUGACUCAUUCGUGGGAAACAAUUGUAUGGUAUGUUGAGAUUGACAAAGUUGUGGUAGUGGUCUUGUUUGGAGUCGUGAUGUUGCUUAUUGCCAUUGGCCUCAUUUACUUAUUGACUAAGAAAAAGAGGAAAUCCUGUGGAGAUAUAUGUAAAUGGACAUGGCAUAAAUUAGCAUUUGCAUCUGCAUUCAUCUUUGUACUUCUUCCAUCAUUACAAUUUGCUUUAGUAGCCUUCGCUUUGGGGGCUGCCAGAGGAGGGAUAUUUGUUCCCAUACUAGUUUUAGCGGUCUCUUUUCUCUCAUUUUCCUGUUUGUAUCAACUAAAGGGAGAAAAAAGCUGUUUAGAAUUAUUCAGUAAAAUAGCAUGGAUAAUCUUCAUAUUUGUUUCGAAUGCAGUAGUGAUAAUUUUCUACAUCAUAAUACUGGAAAAGGAAAGAGAUGCUGCAGGAUGGAUCUGUAUGGCUGUAUUUCAGCAAGUGCUGUGGAUGAUCACAGUAUACAUGAUCAUGGGACAUGCUAGGAAUCUGACCCUCACCUUUAAAAAGAUGUUGUAUGUGUUUGGAUCAGUUGGUGUUGUUUUACUGAACUCUGUCACACUGAUGACUGAACUGAUACUGACAACAGUUAAUGGUAAACGUGCAGUCUGUUUUCUGAGAAUCAUUGUAUUUUCCUCUGAAAGCAUCUUUGCCUUUUCUCUGCUGAUUCUGCUCAUGUUUGGACCCUGGAUUUCUGACAUGCCGUGUUGUCAGAAAGCAUUGAGGACUAAUGACAUUCCAGUCACCGGAUCACACCAAAACCAGGAUUCUCAGAAUGCAGCCGAAUCUGAAGAAACUCCCGCCAAUGGAUCAAAUCAGAACCAGGAGAGAGAGAAAUCACAUGAAAUGAAUCAUCUACUGAAUCAAGAUCAGAAGGCUGGUAUUGACGUAACAGAGGAAAAUCAGCCAGAUUCAGUGAAGUCACAAACAUAAUCAACAAUCAGAGACAGACACUACAAAAUUUGGUAAUACUUUAUUUUAAGGUGACGAACGUUACUACAUGUACUUACUAUAGUAAUGUUGUGUUCUGGGAAGGGAAUCAAGGUGAUACUUAGUAUGGUCGCUAGAGGGCAGUAAGACCUUCAAAGAAAACCUAGAGAGAUGAGCAAGAAGUUGAGUUGUUGAGUUGCUGAUGUCCUGUUUACUGAUGCUUCCUACAUUAAAGACAGAUGUUUGGAGUUAGAUUUUGUUUUCAUUAUUUUCACAUCUUAAAACAU
Molecule: messenger RNA, 2375 nt
Organism: Megalobrama amblycephala (Wuchang bream)
Lineage: Eukaryota; Metazoa; Chordata; Actinopteri; Cypriniformes; Xenocyprididae
Exons: 17
Coding region: 34-2091 (685 amino acids)
Biological process (GO): immune response; cell surface receptor signaling pathway; positive regulation of T cell proliferation
Cellular component (GO): external side of plasma membrane
Source: RefSeq, a predicted model, not a curated record